This is a messenger RNA of Penicillium hordei, 1371 nucleotides long. RefSeq lists its product as uncharacterized. Gene Ontology annotation, cellular component: fungal-type vacuole membrane. Gene Ontology annotation, biological process: transmembrane transport. Gene Ontology annotation, molecular function: transmembrane transporter activity. The record is from RefSeq and is a predicted model, not a curated record. The transcript is spliced from 2 exons. Lineage: Eukaryota; Fungi; Ascomycota; Eurotiomycetes; Eurotiales; Aspergillaceae. The coding region runs from base 1 to 1371 and encodes 456 amino acids.
AUGGAACCUUCUUUAACGCCCAUGCAGGUCGAUGGAGGCAAUCUAGCAACCUCAAGAACUCGUCUACAACCAGCCAUCAUCAUCAUCGCCUCGACGACCCUAGUCUUUACAGGAUGUGGAAUAAACUUCGCAUUCGGUGUCUUCCAAGAACUGUACGAUUCCAUGUCAAAGGAGCCAAACACGCCAUUCACCGGCGCAACACCCGCGCAAAUUGACCUGAUCGGUACUCUCUCAAUCGCACUGAUGACAAUCGGCGCUCCAUUCGCAACAGCGUGGACAAAGCAAUACCCCCCUCGAUAUGUCAUCUGGGCUAGCGGAAUAAUCCACUCAAGCGCUCUACUUUUUGCAAGUUUCAGUCAACAUUUGUGGCAAUUCAUUCUCACUCAAGGCGUUCUUCUCGGCAUGGCCACGUGUCUGACUUACAUGCCAUCUGUAACCGUGGCACCCACCUGGUUCACACUGCACCGCGGACUAGCAAUGGGGAUAAUUCUUGCAGGAACCGGAAUUGGCGGUGUUGCGUGGCCGCUGGCUUUUAGAUACCUCAUUCAGUCUGUCGGAUUCCGGAACACACUCCGCGUGACAGCUGGAAUCUCUUUCGUACUCAUUUGCGGUUCGGGGGCAUUUAUACGCUGGCCUGCUAGCCAAAUCACUCGUAUUCAAGCCGAGAACGCCGCUUCUUCCCGUUCUUCGACCUUCUUCCGCCUUCCCUUGGUUGACUGGCGCGUCGUCCGAAGCCGCAAAUUCGUCGCUCAUGCUCUGGGUGCAGCGCUACAGUCCGCUGCGUACUAUACACCGGUGUUUUUCUUCGCGUCUUUUGCGCGUACACUAGGUUAUUCACAGGCAACAUCGGCAAACUUCAUUGCCAUCUCGAAUGCUGCAAAUGCUAUAGGCAAGGUCGUCAUUGGUCAUGCAGCUGACCGUAUGGGAAGACUCAACACCCUCGUAUUAACGACCCUCAUUUCAGCUGUCUCGGUCCUUGCGUUGUGGCUUCCUUCGUGUCUAUCCUCCACGCAAUCUACCGGGAGCACACUGUUCAUCACUUUCACAAUCUUCUAUGGCAUCUUUGCAUCAGCAUACGUCGCUCUCUUCCCGACAAGCCUGGUCGAGUUGUUCGGUGUACAAAACUUUGUCAGUGUCAAUGGCUUUUUGUAUAUGGUGCGAGGUUUUGCAACAUUAGUUGGAACCCCAGUUGCGGGUGCACUGAUCCGCGGAAAUCACGAGAAGAGCGUUGGUCCGCGAAGCUAUGAAAAUACCAGCAUUAUGGUCGGCGUAUUGCUAGUUGUGGCGACGUUAGCUGUGGUUUGGGCGCGACUUGAGGCUACACUUACUCUUGAUGCUGCAGUGGGGCGCAGAAUGAAGUGGUUAAUGUAA